Molecule: messenger RNA, 2637 nt
Organism: Aspergillus pseudonomiae
Lineage: Eukaryota; Fungi; Ascomycota; Eurotiomycetes; Eurotiales; Aspergillaceae
Product: crossover junction endodeoxyribonuclease
Exons: 2
Coding region: 1-2637 (878 amino acids)
Molecular function (GO): crossover junction DNA endonuclease activity; 5'-flap endonuclease activity
Source: RefSeq, a predicted model, not a curated record
AUGGGGAUUCCAGGACUCCUCAAUGCAAUUGGGCCUGGAGAGCGCAUAUCUCUUUCAAAGCUAGCAAUAACCCACCUAGAGCGAACAGCAAGGCCUAUUCGUGUUGCAGUGGAUGUCUCAAUAUGGUUAUUCCAGGUGCAGGCAGGCCGUGGCGGCAAAAAUCCGGAGCUACGGGCUCUGUUCUACAGGUUGCUGAAAUUUUUAGCCCUUCCUGUUCACCCGUUGUUUGUCUAUGACGGGAAACAUAAACCACCCUUCAAGAGAGGCAAAGCUACGGGAAGUAGUUAUGGAAGUGCACCCAUCAUUGGGCUUUCCAAGAUCUUGGUCGAUCUGUUCAGAUUUCCUCGUCAUGAUGCGCCCGGGGAGGCAGAGGCGGAGUGUGCCAGGCUACAGACGGCAGGUGUCGUCGAUGCGGUUAUGAGCAACGAUGUUGAUGCUCUCAUGUUUGGGUCAAAGUUGACCAUUAUGAAUUACUCCAAGGAAAGCGGGAGUGGCACGUCUGCCGCAACGCACGUUACCUGUUAUGAAAUGGGAAACCUUAACUCAUCCUCAUGCUCAAGACUGGACCGUGCUGGCAUGAUCUUAUUUGCUAUGUUAAGCGGAGGCGAUUACCUGCCAUCCGGAGUUCCGAAGUGUGGUAGCAAGCUCGCUGCAGAAAUUGCAAGAGCGGGUUUCGGGGAGGAUCUUUUGGAAAUUCUCAACUCAGAAGGAAUUGAGCUCAAUACAAAGCUGAACGAAUGGAGAGAAAGGCUCCAGUAUGAGCUUGAGGUCAACGAAAGUGGCUAUUUUCAGACCAAACACAAAGCUGUUCGAAUUCCGGAAAGCUUUCCAGACAGGACAGUCUUGUCGUAUUAUGCCAAACCUAUAGUAUCAACUUCGAACGAUCUUGAAGUUUUACAACACCGCUUGGAGACUGCCUGGGACCGGGAAAUUGAUGCUUUCGAAUUAAGAAGAUUUGCUGCGGAUACUUUCGAGUGGAACUAUCGCUCUGGGGCAAGGAAAGUGAUAAGGUUACUUGCCGAACCUCUCGUUUCUUACCGACUUCGUCUCCGGAAGGACUUGACAGCGUUUCCUUUCAGGUUAUCUGAAAACGAUGUGCCAAUGCUUCAGAAAGUUUAUAAGAGCAGGACGAGUUUCAGCACAGAUGGAUUAACAGAGCUGCAACUUGAAUUUGUUCCUAUUGAUAUUGUUGGCUUAGAUCUGCUCGCUGAGGAACCUAAUCCUCCACUUCCUCCGCAAGAGACGGCGGCUUCGGGCGAUGAGGAGGAGGAUGUAGAAGUUAAUGUUGAGCCUGCUCCGCAGUCACCGGCUAAGAAACGUGCCACGAAGCGGUUUGAUCCUUAUUCCUCAGAGAAAAUUUGGGUGUUUGAAACGUUGGCUACGAUUGGAAUCCCAGAAGUUGUGCAAAGUUGGAAGCAGGAAGAGUCUGAGAAGGCCUCUGCUCCUAAGAAGUCAAGCACUAGGAAGACAGGGCCAAAGAAGAAGGGACCAAUAGAUCCAGGCAUGAAGCGAGGAAGUAUCCUGAAAUAUGGUACUCUCACCAAAGAAAGAUCUGAGAUCACGCAAAUAAAACAGGCGCAGCUCUUUGAAGCAGCAAUAUCAUCAACGUCGACGCCGAAAAAGCACAGUGCAUCGAAUGUGCAAGGCCCCCUGAGCGCUUCCAGAGAAUUGCCUAGCCAAGGCCCGUAUUACCAACAGCAAACGGCCGCUUACAACCGAGACGAAUAUUUUGAUAAUUUAACCAAUAUGUUCUCUUUAUGCAAUAUAUCACCUAACGUGGGCAUCAAACGGCAUCCAGUGACUACUCGGCCCCCUCUCAGAGGUAGACGUGAGGCAGUCCUCUCGGGCGACUCUGAGGUAGAGGCUUUGGAAGUUUCAGAGUCUUUGGAAUGCUCCCCACCUUCUUCAUCUCCAAGGAGAAUCCGUAUAAGCUACUCCAAUGUUAGCUAUAAUGACAUGACCAUAACAGACAAUAUGGAGCGUGUUCCCUCUAUACAUGCGAAGUACUGCAACAGGGCAAAGCCCGAUCAAAGCAAAUUCAAAUCUCAGAGCUCUCAAGGGGUCCAGAAACUGGAGCAAGACAUGUCGUCGUUGCUUUUGGACGAUAGUAAACCACAUGGAUCUGCCAAAGAACGAUCACAUCCAUCGAAGAUUGCCAUACCUGAUGCUAAGCGGCAUCUGCAAAAGCCAGCGAUUAAAAAGCCACAUUAUGAUUGGACUAUCCCCAAAUCUCGGCCAGAUGGUGGCCCGAUAGAUUUGGAAGAAGUUAGGCCGCCUAAUGUCCCGGAUAUUCUGGAGAAAAUGGCUUUUGGAAAGCGUACAACGCAAAGGAAAGGCAAGGUGGAGACCCUUACCACACCACCAAAGGCAUGCAAGAAGGACACUUCAGAGCCUGCAAAGCCGGAAACAAAGACAAACAAUUCAAGAUAUCUAAAGAACGACACUAACACAGCCAGUUCUUAUGCAGAAUCUGUCGUGGUUUCCGAUGGGUACUGGACACUAGACACAACUCCAGAAGCUGGGAUGGCCUCAGAUGAAUCAAAAUCUGAAGUUGACAAGAACACCACGAAUGAGAGUUUAAGAAGUCGCAGAGGCAAGAAACGACUCCCACGCGUGAGCAUUUUGGACCUUAGUUGA